Molecule: messenger RNA, 1082 nt
Organism: Panicum hallii
Lineage: Eukaryota; Viridiplantae; Streptophyta; Magnoliopsida; Poales; Poaceae
Product: cyclin-J18-like
Exons: 9
Coding region: 33-851 (272 amino acids)
Source: RefSeq, a predicted model, not a curated record
AGUUACUCACCUUGCCUGUCUCGCGCGUCAGAAUGGAAGUCGAGGACGACGACGCAGUGGCGGCGGCGGCGAGCGCGUGGCCGGGUUCAACCAGGCGCUUCCACCUCCUUCAGUUCCUCCUCCACGCCUCCAAGCGGCUCGACCUCCAGCCCAUCGUCAAGUACUCCGCGCUCGCGUUCUUCGCCGGCCGCUUCCUCCCCGCGCUCUCGAGGCCUGGCUACGUCAGGAAGAUGGGCUUCUGCGGCGCGCGAAGCGGACGAGCCGUGAGGUCCUGGCUUCUCGAGCCUUUGAGGGAUAGCAACCUCGAGCUCUUCGCGCUCGUCGCAGUUUGGAUCGCCAGCAAGAUCCACGAUCUGAGGCCGCUGUCAGUGAAGAGCCUCAAAGCGUUGGGCGAUCGCAUCAUCGCCGACCAGCAUUUCACGUGCCGAGACUUCGCAAAUGCUGAAUUGGUGUUCAUGGAGGUAGUGGAGCAUAAUAUUGGAUCUACAAGAAUAGCUUUCAUAUACCUGGAGGAGCUUCUCAUCCAUUUCAGGGAAAUAUCAAAAUUAGGUGAUCUUUUGGAUCUGGAUGUGUGCAUGGAAAUAUUGGAUGUUCUGUAUGAGAAUGAAGAUACCUCUUUACUUUUUAACUCUCCUUGCUCACUUGCUGCUUCAACUCUUGUUGCUGCAUAUGCUAUAUCAGUUCCUAAGCAGACAUGGGAGUUUCCAAUCCUUCCUUGGGUCAGGUUUGCUACAUCGUAUGAUGAGGAGGAAAUCAUGAAGAUUGUUCUGACAAUUCUCCUGCAUGUGCUCAAACCUGAUGGGAUCAGAGAGAAGUACGAGGGAGAUUUCGAUGUCAGAUGUUUAUUGUGAAUAUGUGCAGAAUGUGCCCCAGUUUUGCCUUUGAGUUGUGAAGUAGUAACACCCUCAGACUGAGCACAGAAGAUACAUUCCUGUAGAAGACACUUCAGCCUCAUUUUGUCCAGCGGUUCAAGAUGUCCUGCCGCUAAAAAAAAAGAUUAAGAUGUCCUUAAUAGCCCUGUGAAGUGUGUGAACUGAACUAUAUGAUGAUUAAAGGAAUACACACACAAGCAUUUCGCAAUG